UCUAACUGCUGUGACAGGAAAUAACCUUGAUAAUGGAAAGAGCCUGUUCUGCUGUCUUUGUCAGGUUAUGAUGAAGAUGGUGAUGAAGAUGGCUGCUGUCUCCUUCUCUCUGCUCCUGCUCUGCUGCUACGCCUUCUCCUCCACAGAUUCGUGUGACAUGUCCGCUGCGGUGGGCGACACCGUCACCUUGCCUCUGGGCCACAAACUGACUGACUCAGAGUCCUUGAAAUGGACGUUCAACGACAGUGACAUCAUAUUCAAUCGAAAAUCAAAAGAUAAAAUUAUCUUAAAGAAUGAGGAUGUUUAUCAGAACGGAACCCUGAGGCUGAAGAGUGUGAAGAAAAGCAACGAGGGGACUUACAAGCCUGAGGUUAAUGCGGCAAAUGGGCAGAAAGUUGUAAAGGGAUUGAAAACCAUACGUUUAUGUCUACUGGAGCGCGUCCAGAAGCCUUCAGUGACCUUUGAAUGUAAAUCACCCAAUGUCGUAUUCAAGUGCAUGCCCACAAUCUCAAAGCCAGAAAGGAAAUUCGAGUGGCUAAAGGAUGACAAGGUGGUGGCAAACGUUAAAUAUUGGACUAAAAAUGCCAAAGAGGUGCAGUACCACUCCUUCAGGUGCAAUGUCUCAAACAAAGUCAGCUUCAGUAUAAGCGAUGCUUUGACGCAUACCUGCAUAAAGAGCUUUUUCCCUGAGAAAUUUUUAGGACUUAACACCUGGAUCUUCGUGGGCAUUGGAGGAGGUGUUGUCCUGUUGCUGAUCAUCUUGGUUAUUAUUUGCUGCGUCCGCACCAGACGGAAGAAGCGCUUGCGACUGAAGGCCGUGGGGGAGAUGCGUUUGGAUUGGGCCACUGAACGACAGCUUCAACAUCAAAAUGCACAAAACCGCCCCCCUGACCAUCCUCCUCCUCAUCAUCAUCCUCAGCAGCAGCAUCCGGCCGGACACACGGGGCCCCGGCAGCAUCGCUCCAAACGAGACCCCCAGCAGAGGCCCCGAGUCCCCGACGGACAUCCACAACCCAGCCCCCGCAAAGCCGCUCAGGUCCCCAGACCCGCUGAAAAAGUGGAUGAAGAGCAGCCCCCUCCUCUUCCUCAGCCCCGGAAGAAAGGGCCAAGAACACAAAAGAGUGUGUGACAGUGUCUGAGUUUCACUGUAAAUCUCUCCUCUACGGGUUCACCUGCUCUAUCUUUUACGUGUGUUUCUUGAUUGAGGUCUCUCCUCUACGACGCUGUGUUAGGGCCGUUGUAGGGCAUGACAAUAAACAUUAAAAAUGACCUUUUUUCUAAAUUAAAAUGGUAAUUUUACAAGAAAAAAUUGACAAAUUUGCAAGAAAUACAUGGAUAUUCUCUCAGUAAGUUGUGAGACAUUUUUGUGAAAAGAAACGUUGCUAAAAAAUGUAAUCAUCAAGAAACCACAGGUGGCCGUGCAUCAGAGUAAUCAAUAAGACAUGACACACUCUUUUGGUACAUUUGCUACUUUAAUCCGAGAUAAUUUUAGGGUUUUUUUAAUUUAAUUUUUGAGAAUUAUCCUGGUUGUUUUUCAUAAAUGUACCUCUUUUAUCCCAGAGAUCCCUGUUACCUGCCUGUAACUGAUGUUUUACCUAUUGUGCCAGAGAGAAAGUCUUUUGAAAUAUGCCAGAUAAUUUGCGUGCAGUCCUUUAAUACAUAUUUUACAAAAACUGUUGUAUGUAAAUGUGUAUGCAGUUCUUUGUGGCCUUUUCUUUUUGUAUUUCAGUGUAAAUUAAUGAAUCAAACUAAUGUGGACGGCAUAAAUAAACCACAAAGACCAGUGAUAUGUAAACUUCCCUUCACGGGUUAAGAAUACUUGCUAUCAUGCAGGCUUUUAUAACAAUGUAAAUACAUUUCAUCCAACUGUUUAUGUGCAGAAAAGGAACAACAACAUCUUAUUUAUCUAUCAAACCACCGUACCAUGCCAGAAGAAUAUAUUUUAUACUUUGCUUAUGAUGUACAAAUGUGGAUUUGAACUGGAUGCAGUUUAAGGUUUUUGAAUAAACGGUGUCAAUUCUGA
Eleginops maclovinus (Patagonian blennie) is the source of this 2023-nucleotide messenger RNA. Its product is annotated as T-cell surface antigen CD2. The transcript has 8 exons. The coding region runs from base 68 to 1129 and encodes 353 amino acids. Lineage: Eukaryota; Metazoa; Chordata; Actinopteri; Perciformes; Eleginopidae. Gene Ontology annotation, cellular component: cell-cell junction. The record is from RefSeq and is a predicted model, not a curated record.